Messenger RNA from Anguilla rostrata (American eel), 3693 nucleotides. RefSeq names its product cyclic AMP-responsive element-binding protein 3-like protein 1. NCBI's taxonomy places the organism in Eukaryota, Metazoa, Chordata, Actinopteri, Anguilliformes, Anguillidae. The transcript has 12 exons. Gene Ontology annotation, biological process: regulation of transcription by RNA polymerase II. The record is from RefSeq and is a predicted model, not a curated record. The coding region runs from base 279 to 1883 and encodes 534 amino acids. Gene Ontology annotation, molecular function: DNA-binding transcription factor activity, RNA polymerase II-specific; cAMP response element binding.
CGCGCUACGUUGAUGUGACAGAUUUAAUAGCACCUGGAACACCCUUACUACUGUGCACAGGACUAUUUCCCAAAAAAGCAUAGCUCGAAUUAACGAGUUAGUUUCAGUUUAGUUCCAUUGAUGUUCAAAUCUGAUUAUCUAGUUCCAAAGAAACGAAGCGGGAGUUUAAUACGAAGAAUACACGCUUGAAAUUGCUUGGAACAUUUAUUGGAAUUUAACGCACACAAUUGUUGUAUUUGCGAAAGAAGUUAGUUAUCCGUUUUCUCGUUUGGAAAGCCAUGGAUACCCUUCUGGACAAUUUCAGCUCGGAGAAACUUUUCCCAAAUUCCAACCUGUUGGACCUGGAGGAUUUGAAUGAGUCCGAUUUCCUCACCAACGUGCACUUCACAGACCACAUGGAGGACUUCUCCCAUGAACUGUUGAGCAGCUUUUUUGAUGAGCAGCUGCUGGCGGAGCAGAACCCGCUGAUGGACAUGGAGUUGGACACGCCCAGCCCCGACAUCCAGGCUGAGCACAGCUACUCCCUCAGCGGAGACUCCGCCCCCCAGAGCCCCUCCCAGCCAAUCAAGACGGAUGAAGACACAGAGUCAGAAGGCAUGUGGUCCUUUGGCCAGGAUCUGACUGCCGUCCUGGUGAAACAGGAGCCGAGCCUGCUGGCCGAUGCCCCGCCCCCAUCCUCAGCCCCGCCCUCCCCGGACCAGCCUCUCUGCCUGACCCCUCCCCCAAAGAAGAUCCUGCCGGAGGAAAAGGCCUCUAGAGGGCCGAAGGCUGUACGAGAGAUGAAAGCCGAACCUCCAGACGUGGGCCGGUUCCCUGGGAUCCCUUCAGACGUGGGCCGGUUACCUGGGAUCCCUCCAGAUGUGGGCCGGUUCCCUGGGAUCCCUCCAGACGUGGGCCGGUUCCCUGAGAUCCCUCCAGAUGUAGGCCGGUUCCCUGGGACUCCUUCAGAUGAGCAGCUGCAGCUCCCUCCCACCCCUCCCAGUAGCCAUGGCAACGGCAGUGACAGCGAUGGGUCCCAGAGCCCCCGGUCCCUGCCUCCCCCUAGCCCGGCCCAUCUGCAGGCCCGAACCUCAGCCGCCAUCUCCUCCUCGCCCCUCCUCACUGCGCCUCAUAAGCUGCAGGGUACCUCUGGACCCCUGAUUCUGACAGAGGAGGAGAAGCGUACACUGAUUGCGGAGGGGUAUCCCAUACCCAACAAGCUACCCCUCUCCAAGACUGAGGAGAAGGCACUCAAGAGGGUCCGCAGGAAAAUUAAAAACAAGAUUUCAGCCCAGGAGAGCCGCAGGAAAAAAAAGGAGUAUUUGGAAUGUCUGGAGAAAAAGGUGGAGUCAUUCACUUCUGAAAACAACCAGCUUUGGAAGAAGGUGGAAACCUUAGAGAGCACUAACAGGUCUCUGCUCCAGCAGCUUCAGAAGCUCCGGGUUCUGGUGGCUGGGAAGGUGCCUCAGUUGUGCAAGAUGGCCUCCACUCAGACUGGCACCUGUCUGAUGGUGGUGGCGCUGUGUUUCUUGCUGGUGCUGGGCUCCAUUAUGCCCUGUCUGCCCGAGUUCUCCUCUGUGACCCACACAGUGAAAUCCUCCCCACUCAUGUCGGCUGAAGUCUACACCGCCACUCAAAUUCGCUCUCGUACCCUCCUCUUCUACAACGAGGGCUCCCGGCUUGAGGAGAGCUGUGGAAGGUUCCUGAAGGUGGAGGAUGACAUCAGCCUCUCGGACGGCCAGCCGGACCAGGACACCCCAUCGGAACACGAAGCCGGAAAGUACCUGAGCCGGACCCAUGCAGAUUCCCAGGACUACAACCAGACUGGAGUGGAGCUCCCGCACGAGAAGGAACAGUAUCACAAGAGAGAGGGGAGUCCUGACGGCGGCGCAGAGUUCUUCUAACCCCCUGCGGAGCGGAACCGCCGCGCGUUUGCACAGCCUACCUCGGAACCCUGUUCCCGCCGGGCGUCCACGGCAACUUUCGCCACGGCAACCCCUUGUGUGCCCCGCCCCCCCAACUCCUACUUACAAGCCCCCUAACAAGGAGAUAGAGAACUGGAGAUGUAGUGAGACAGAGAGGUGAAGAGAUGGAAAAGCAGACUGGGAGGAGGAGAAAUAUCCUUACAUGCUACUCCAAGCAAAACCCCAAAAAUGUUAUUUUUUUAGUUUCUCCUUGCUGCUCAAAAGCCUGCUGAGGGCCGAGGUUGGGAGACGGGCCUGCUGAAUCUGUAAAAACACCAGUGCCUGUCUGAGCUCCGAGCGGGUGCACGUGGGCGGGACUCCUCCACACUGAAGAGACGCCACUGACAGGGCCGGCCGCCACAAGCAGAGAACGCCCAAAAUACGGCGGGGAACGACGGCGAUGAGGGAACUCCGGAUGAAGGGGAGGAGGACUCAUCCCCUUAUCUCCCAGAAACAAAUCUCAACCAGGUUCCUGCUUGUUCUCUGAGUGGCUGAUGAGCAGCCUGCCAGGCUUUUUCCCGCCUUCUCUGCUUUGAGCAGGCUCUGAACUCGCUCCUGCAGAGUGCUGUGGGAUCUUCAGAUGCAGCCGCUUACGGGCAGUAGGUCGGCGGCUAGACAUGGCAUUAAUGCAGUAAUUAUGCGGUUCAGUAAUUUUGCAGAGGUCAGGCCUGUUCAUUCCCACUUUCUCCAAUCAUGAAAUGGAAAGCUAUUGGAUUUAAUUACCUAAAAUAUUUAAUUACCUACGGUCUUAGUUGGAUUUAAUUGCAUACAGGACUGUUCUCAAUACAGUCUUAGUUGGAUUUAAAUACCUAAAAGACUGUUCUCAGUACAGUCUUAGUUGAAUUUAAUUACCUAAAAGUAGUGCAUUUGUAAAUAAUACUGGUUCAUUAUGACACUAUAAUGCAAAUUUUGAACAUCUGUUCCUUUGAUAUGUUUCAGGUUUUCAAUAGUUGGUGAUUUGGCAAAGGGCAAUCAAGAAAUAGAUUAUUAUUUUUUAAAUAAAGACCUUUUACUGACAAAAUAUUCACAUUGAAAUUAAUAAAAUAUUUUUAAGGACACAUCAAUUUAUUGUUUUGAAUAAUUUACUUCUUUUCUUUUCAAAACAAAGCCAGCCAUUGUGUCCUUGUGCGGGUUUUAACUUUUUCAUUGCGUUUUUCACAGGCGGAAAUGUAAAUACUCACCAGAUAUUGCAGCAGAUAGAAAAAUAUGUAACUUAUAUUCUGAAAAUAAAAAAGUAAAAACAAAUGCAAAAACACACACAUUGUGUGCACUGCAGGAACAUGUUUCCCUUUUUCUCCUUUUGAAAUAAGUUUCAAAGAUAGCUUGUGUGCUUGAUGCCAGAACCUCUGAGAGAAUAUCUGAGGCGGUCAGUUGUGUAUCUUGAGGCCAAUGCACUGGACUGCACAGAGUGAGUAAUAAUGGGAAGGUAGGUGUCUAAGUAGGCUCUUUCCAAACAGCGAGGGGGCGGGGGGUGCUCAGGGGUUUGGAUACGGACUUUGCCUCUGCUUUUUGUCUCUACUUUGCCUGGUGUUGUACUAGGGGUGUAAAAUGCACUGAUGCAGUGUGGUGCAUCAAUCUUACGGUGGUGAUUCAACUGUAUUUGGAAUGAUAGAAUCCACUAUAAUUAAUAACAAUUUCAAGAAGGCAAUGUGCUCAUUUAUCUGGCAAAAAUAAAAUUCAUAAGCUUUAUGUGCAAGAAGGGGGUCCUGCUAACGGUCCUUUUAACUAAUUGUUGGCUACAACUUUGCCA